Molecule: messenger RNA, 2939 nt
Organism: Durusdinium trenchii
Lineage: Eukaryota; Dinophyceae; Suessiales; Symbiodiniaceae
Source: the annotation of a GenBank genome assembly
GCCUGGAAAUGGACGUGGUCUCACUCUCCUCCACCUUGACCGUGUGUGAAAGGCGUGGAAGUCCAUGUCUCGAAUUGGAACAGGCAACAAGGUGGCCGAUGCGUCAGGUUUCUAAGUAGUUGUUUUAAGAGGCCCUUGCAAGGAACUGCGGUCAUUCCAGUUUCUUUGCAGUGUGGUUAGCAUUCUGUAGAGGUUUCGCAUGGGCUUUGCAAGGGUGAGCACUGUUGGCACCAUCGCCACGGAAGUCCUUCUUCCAACGAUCUCGGUGGAAGUCAUGUCGUGGAUUUCACCGUGGAUCUCGGUGGAGCCUUUUUCGGAUUUGGCUUGGGAACCUUGGUCCAACUCUCAUAUAGCCUCCCUAAUGGGCCCGGUUCCUUCCAAUAUAAAGAUAAGAUAAGCUUAAGAUAAGUAAACAGGUUCCUCCACCAUGUUCUCAGCACACAUCCAAGACUUUGCUUGGCUUGAUGCAAAUCCACAAUAACUUAUAGGAUAGUUUUUUGUUUAUUGUUUUUAAAUGGGCGUUGGAGCAUUCUUUGCUGAUGCGUCCCACCAUAUAUAUAUAUAAUAUAUCCCUCGAAGCUUUAGCACAUCACGGGCUGCGUUGAAGCCGUCGGGACAUUGAAGAGUGGGAUAGUGGUGGGAAAACAUGUGCGCGCCGCUAAACCCAGAAUAGGAACUCAUAUGUCAGGGGGCCUGUCAGCCUCAGACAGGUAUGUCCGUAACACCUCCAAGCACCUCCUCAGAAGGAGUUUGGACCCUCCAAACCCACCCCAAACACCUUCUCAGAAGGUACUUGAGGUCUCGGGCCAUGUAACUGGCAUAUUCACCUCCAUUGACCCAACUUUCGAACCCGCCACCUCUCGGCUGUCAUAUGCUGGUUUGGAACGAGGUCCGAGGUCGGUGUCCAUCGUUCGAUUUCGGAGCCCAGGUGCAAAGAAUGGGAGAUGACGCUGGCCCUGUUGUGCGCGGGCGAGGAGAGUCAAAUGCAGCUAAACCUCAUUACCUACAACACUGCGAUCAGUUCCUUUGGAAAAGCCAGGCAGUGGCAGAUGGCCGUGGAGUUUGUCUUUGAAGGCCUUGGACGUCGCCGGAUGGCACCCGAUCUCAUCAGCUACAACUCCUUGCUGAAUGGUUUUGGCCUUGCGCAGCAGUGGAUGGACGCGCUCUUCCUUCUAGAGCAGAUGCAGGAGCUCCGCGUCCGCGCGGACAGCUUCAGCUACAGCGCCACGAUCCACGCCUGUGGUGAGUCCUCGGAGUGGCAGCAGGCCUGUGAACUCCUCUCCGCUGCGCCGCUGGUGACCUGCGUCAUGGAGAAUGCGGCCAUGGAAGCAUGUUGCACCGCUUCCAUGUGGCCACAGGCCUUAUCCCUGUUUGACGGGAUCGACUCACCCUCUGCAGGGAGCUUCAAGAGCGCAUUGGUGGCGGCGAAAGAAGGUCAACAGUGGCUUUUGGCUCUCCAUCUCUUCAGUGAGAUGGAGAAAGCCAACAAGCCGCGAACGGUGAAUGCUUGGAACACCGUGAUCCAGGCCGUGCUGAGCGGUGCAUCGGUGCUUCGAGCACUGGAGGUGCUGAAAGACAUGGAGUUGAGCGCACUGGCGACGGAUGACAGGAUGUACGCGGAGCUCAUCGAGGCCAGCGCCCAGUGUUCCAACUGGCCCAUUGCUUGUUGGCUCAUGGAAAGAGGGAAGCUUUCAGCAGAUUUGCUCUCACAGACCAGCGCCAUCCGCGCCUGUCAGCAGUCCCAGCAGUGGGAGCGGGGCAGUUGGAUGCUGACCCAGCUGCAAGAGGCACAGCUGAAGACCGAUGUGGUUUCCAAGAACUUGCAGUUGAGCAUUUGUAAGACUGCAGAGCAAUGGUGGGAGGCUCUCCGCUGCUUCCAGCAGAUGCAGGAGAUUGAUGUGAUCUCCUACACCACCGCCAUGAGCGCCUUUGUGGAUGCUGGAGAAUGGCGACAUGCCGUCUUCCUUUUCAACGAGCUCGAGUCUCAGAGAUUGAAGCCUGCCGGGAUGACCUACACCUUCGCCUUAAGUGCCGUGGCCAUGGCUUUCCAGCAGCUCGAUGCGCAGCGCAUCACCUCGCAGCUGGAGCGCUCGGUUGCGCAGCGCUUGGAGGGCGCUCAGAUUGCCUUCGCAGCUGCCAUGAAUGCCGGUCAGCUGGAGUCUCAUUGGCAUCAGGCUGUGGUCUUCUUUGAUGCCUCUCGUCGUCUUGGCUUUGAUGAUGAAGAAGCAGAUCUAUUUCUCCUUUGCGCACUCGACAAGGCCUGCCACUGGUCUUCAUGCCUGCAGCACCUCAAAAGCGGCCGCAGCGGAUCUGAGGAAGAGCUCCGGGAGCGCAACGUGGCCAUCAACGCCUGCAGUAGGGAGCUGAGGUGGCAGCGGGCUUGCACACUGCUUCAUCAGCUUCCCAUAGAUCAAAUGCAAGGCAGUCUGGUGAGCUACCACUCCGCCCUGCUCUCGCUCCCGUGGCGCUCCGGGCUGGAGAUCCUAGAGCUCCUUGGAGGAGUACCUCUUUGCUCGUUGGACACCUGCCAUGCCGUUCUAUAUUCACUUCGUUUGGCAGCCGCCUGGCACGCUGCACUGCACUUGCUUUGGACCUUAGAUCAGCCCGUCACAAUGACCUACAACAUGGUACUGGCAUCCUCAGACUGGGCUGUGUGCCUGGUCGUGCUGGAGAACAUGCUCAUGCGAGACCUGAAACCUGAUCUCUACACCUAUGCCUCCCUGCUAAGCGCCUUUGUGAGAGCCGGACGCUGGCACCAGUGCCUUCACCUCCUUCAGCUCAUGCGAAGCCAGGAACUCCCUCCAGACGCGCGCCUUUACUCCAACGUGUUGCAACAUGCCAUGCAGAGCACCAUUCUUGCCACUCCACUACAGCGCUAUCGACCAGCGAGCCUGGAAGAAGCGCUGAGAAGACAAAAGUGGCGAGGGCGCGAUUAGCGA